AUGAAGAAGACGGCGACUGUUCCAAUGUUGAGGCCUUUGGCACCACUGUAUCAGCCUCGUGGUCCUUGUGUUCGUCAGCAAAGGAUGGCAGGCCCAGUCCAGAGCAUCACCCGGGCAGAAAUCGACCAUUUCUGGAAAAGGAAGAAGCUGGAAGAAGAGGAACACCAGCUCGCCCAGGAGAAGGAGGCUGCAAGGAUCAGAGUCAGGACUCUCAAGCAAGAAGAAUAUGUGCUUUUUGAACAAAAUAUAAAAGGGAUUAUAGAAGGGAACUCUGAGAACGCGAUGGAUGGAGAGAUCACCAAUAACUGCGACGAGGAUGCCAGGAACAUUCAGAUGCGAAUUGGCAUCAAGGAUUGGUGGAGGAAAAGUAGCUGUGCAUAUCUAAAUGAACCAGCAGUAACAUCCAUGGAUGGUAACAGCGCUCCAAAGGAUACCACCACAUAUAUUCCACAGAAGAUACAUUUUAGGUGCUGCUCACAGACACACCAGAUAAGAGUAACUGCUAUUGGGAUCUUUUAAGCCGCUGAUACCAAGAAUAAUAUGAAUCAUAGAAACGCAUCUUGCUUAUGCGUCUGAACAUAAAUUUGAGUCUUCUGUUGUGUUUGACUGUUUGUCAAUAAUAAGAUUGAUGAGAA
Lolium rigidum is the source of this 635-nucleotide messenger RNA. RefSeq lists its product as uncharacterized. The record is from RefSeq and is a predicted model, not a curated record. Lineage: Eukaryota; Viridiplantae; Streptophyta; Magnoliopsida; Poales; Poaceae. The coding region runs from base 1 to 519 and encodes 172 amino acids. The transcript has 3 exons.